UUGCUCUGAGUGGGCCCCGCUGCUGGGACGCCGGCUCCGGCGCGUGGGCCUCCUCCGAGGCGGAGCUGCGUGCGCUCGGGCCAUGGCGCGCCUGGGCGCGGUGCGCUCGCACUACUGCGCGCUGCUGCUGGCCGCGGCGCUGGCGGUGUGCGCCUUCUACUACCUGGGCUCGGGCCGGGAGACCUUCUCCAGCGCCACCAAGAGGCUGAAGGAGGCCCGCGCCGGGGCCGCCGCGCCCACGCCGCCGCCCGCGCCCGAGCUGGCCCGGGGCUCCGCGGCGCCGGCCUCGGGGGCCAAGGCCAAGAGCUUGGAGGGCGGCGUGGUGGUCCCGGUGGACUACCACCUGCUGAUGAUGUUCACCAAGGCGGAGCACAAUGCGCCGCUGCGGGCCAAGGCUCGGGUGGCGCUGAGCUCCCUGCUGCGCCUCGCCAAGUUCGAGGCGCACGAGGUGCUUAACCUCCACUUCGUGAGCGAAGAGGCCAGCCGCGAGGUGGCCAAGGCCCUGCUGCGGGAACUCCUGCCGCCCGCCGCCGGCUUCAAGUGCAAGGUCAUCUUCCACGAUGUUGCUGUGCUGACAGACAAGCUCUUCCCUGUUGUGGAGGCCAUGCAGAAGUACUUCAGUGCUGGCUCAGGGACCUACUACAGUGACUCCAUCUUCUUCCUCUCGGUUGCCAUGCACCAGAUCAUGCCCAAAGAGAUCCCAAGGAUCAUCCAGCUGGACCUUGACCUGAAGUAUAAGACCAACAUCCGAGAGCUGUUUGAGGAGUUCGACAACUUCCUGCCAGGCGCUGUGAUCGGCAUAGCCAGAGAGAUGCAGCCUGUGUACAGGCACACAUUCUGGCAGUUCCGCCAUGAGAACCCCAAGACCAGAGUUGGGGACCCUCCGCCUGAAGGACUCCCUGGCUUCAACAGUGGAGUGAUGUUGCUGAACCUGGAGGCCAUGCGCCAGUCUCCGCUCUACAGCCAUCUGCUGGAGCCUGCGUGGGUACAGCAGCUUGCUGACAAGUACCACUUCCGGGGCCACCUGGGGGACCAGGACUUCUUCACCAUGAUUGGCAUGGAGCACCCUGAACUCUUCCAUGUGCUGGACUGCACCUGGAACCGGCAGCUGUGCACCUGGUGGAGGGACCACGGCUACAGCGAUGUCUUCCAGGCAUACUUCCGCUGUGAGGGCCACGUCAAGAUCUACCACGGGAACUGCAACACGCCUAUCCCGGAGGACUAGGCACCAGCUCACCCGCAAUGCUGGUGGGACUCCCGGGCUGAGGAAAGAGAGAGAGACUCUGCCAGGACACCCUUCAGGGGCCAGGUGCUGCAGACCUCCCAGCUGGCUGGUUCCUGCCCAGCCGCCAUCCAAAGAAGCUUAGCUGAGCCUUGCUGCCGCUCGGGCCAUUUUUCCUCCAGGGCAUCCUGAAGGACUGACACAGGUGUCUUCCAGUAGGUGGUUGAAGAUACAGAAGGAAGGAGAAUUGCACCCUUGUCCACAUGGAAUCAGAACCCUUGUAAAGAACUGGCUUUGCUAGACUGACUGAGCAUUUCAAGCGGCAGGCUCUAAUGCUUGGUGAGAGAAGAGGAAGGUGCUACUGUGGCUCCCGGUGAGCACUGAGUGCCUAGUCAGGGUUUUAACAAGCAGCCCAGGGCUUAAGCCUCCAAAGGAAUGCCACAGUCCCACAUCCUUUCCCAGGAGGCUUUGCACCUCCUCCAGAUGUUCAUGUUGCUUGGUGCCAGCUUCAAGAGCAGCACCUCUUUAGAUAAAGCCUGAGCACAUAAAAAUCCCCUUAUUAUAGCGUCCACAGCUCUUACCCCUACUGUAUCCCAGAACCCACCUUCUCUUGUCCGUCUACCUGCUCCAGGUGACCUGACUUCUACUAAAGAAUCAAAUCUAUCAUCAAAGGACAGAGAUUGGCCAUGCCAAGGCCUGCCCUAGAUUCACUCCAAGGAGCAGCCUCAAGUCUCAAGUGCCAGGUCACAAGUACAGCUGGGGGGCCUUGGGAAGGGGUGGCCUCCUGCUCUCAUUGUAGUCUCUGGAGAAGAAAGAAAACCAAACUCAUAAUUUUCCACUGUGCCAUGCCAGCCCCUACCCCUUCCCAGAAAUGAGUACCAUUUCCCUGUGUGUUUGAGAUGGGCUCUGUGAGACAACUGCCCACAUGAAGCCCCACAGGCCAUGUCUGUACAGUCCAGCUCAUGUCCUCGGGCAAGAAAUGGGAGUUUCUUAUUAUAUAUUCUGCCAGUACCACGAGCAACAGACACUAGCUGAUGAAUAGACUUUGAGAACUCUUGAGUCACGGUGUUUGUUCUCUGGCCAGGGUUCAGGGCUCUGGAUGGGGAGUAGGAUCAAGCAGAAGGCCUAAAAGGAUCAACCGGCAGGCCUGCACGUGGGCGCAGAACUAUCCCAUUCUAGCUAUUGGCAGGCUCGCCCGCUGCCGGGAAUAAGCCCAGAUGUCUCUGGCUCCUUAGCCCAGACCUCCCAGUUCCAUUCAUGCUGGUGAGGUAGCACAAUCCUUCACUGGCCCUCUGCUGGGCCCAGAUCAUCUGUUCUCCUCGCUACUUGAUUUCCUAUUCAUAGCGUCUGGUUAUUAGAUGCCUGUGUGUACCAGUCAUUGUCUUCAGGAUUUAUAUGUGCCCUAGAUAAUAUUCAUGAAAGCCUCAGCCAGUUCACUCCAGCUCUAAAACUCAUGGAUGAAAACAGAGACAUGGACAGGUCCUCUGCUGUGUUGUUUACUGAAGCUUUUUACUGUGCAAAAAUGUUGGAAACAGCUUGAAAUAUUGGCUAGGGAAGCAGAUAAAUAAUGCAUACUGCAAUUGUAUGGUGGGAUAUAUCGUGAAUCAUUUGAAGGAAUAUUUAAUGUACCAGGAAAUACUUAUGCUAGUGAGUAAAGAAUACACAAUAUAAGAUUGUAUUGUGUCCUUUUAUUUUUUUAAUUACAUAUAUGUGUGCAUCUAUAUAUAUUUGUGUACAAACAGGUACAUACCUGAAGUGCAUAUGUAUGUGUGAAGAGAAAAUUUUAAAAACAAGCCUAGUCUGUAUUUUAUUGUUCAGCUCCUCAGAGACUGUGCUUCAGCCACAUUUACCAAACAGUAUCUCGAUGGGGAGGAAGAGGGAUUAACGUAUAGGAAGUUUUUUAAACUCACAAUAACAGAUUAAUUUUUCAUCAAGAAUUAAAGUGUUUCUUGGGCUGAAAAGAAGUCUUGAUGGUUAAGAGCACUGACUGCUCAUUUAGAGGUCUUGAGUUCAAUUCCCAGCAACUACAUGGCGGCUC
This is a messenger RNA of Mus pahari (shrew mouse), 3260 nucleotides long. RefSeq names its product xyloside xylosyltransferase 1 (gene Xxylt1). The record is from RefSeq and is a predicted model, not a curated record. Bases 83 to 1225 code for a protein of 380 amino acids. NCBI's taxonomy places the organism in Eukaryota, Metazoa, Chordata, Mammalia, Rodentia, Muridae. Gene Ontology annotation, molecular function: UDP-xylosyltransferase activity. The transcript has 4 exons.